CAGGGAAUCCAAACAUCAUUCUCCAGGGAACUGCAGAGAUGAAGGUUCUGGCCCUUACUCUCUUCUGCCUCCUCCUUGCAGGGAAUGAAGCCAAAGUGUAUGAGAGAUGUGAACUGGCUGCACGUUUGAAACAGGGUGGGAUGGAUGGAUACCAUCGCGUCAGCCUGGCCAACUGGCUCUGUGCCGCUUAUCAUGAAAGCAGAUUUAACACCAGAGCCGUGGGGCCACCAAACUCUGACGGCAGUCGUGACUAUGGAAUCUUUCAGAUAAACAGCCGCUGGUGGUGCGACAAUGGACAUCGUCCAACAGCCAAUGGGUGUAGAAGCUCCUGCAAUGCGUUCUUAAAUGAUGACAUCACAAAUGAUAUUAACUGUGUCAAGAGAAUUGUCCGUGACCCCCAAGGGAUGAAUGCAUGGGUUGCUUGGAGGACAUAUUGCAAAGGACAAGAUCUCUCAAAGUGGACAAGAGGUUGCAGACUCUGAGUUCCAUGGUCCUGAAUGAAUUCCUGCAUUUCUCUUGAGAUUCCCUUUGAUGAAACAGCUAGCUACUGCCAUAUAAUCAAAAUCCAGCUGCUUCUUUCUGCGCCAGCAUUUGCAUGUUGUGCCCCACCCCGUGGUGGAGGGAAAUGGCCCUCUUUCUAUAUGAAUGAGGGAAAGUGAUUAUUCUUUUUAAGUGUGUCUGGGGUGGUCAGUCAUCUUGCUCUGGAUUGCGAGCUUCUCUGCUUGAAAAUCUUCAAUAAAUUGAACAUAAACCAAA
This is a messenger RNA of Zootoca vivipara (common lizard), 756 nucleotides long. RefSeq names its product lysozyme C-3. The record is from RefSeq and is a predicted model, not a curated record. Lineage: Eukaryota; Metazoa; Chordata; Lepidosauria; Squamata; Lacertidae. Gene Ontology annotation, molecular function: lysozyme activity.